GCCGCAACUAGAGAAAGCCCACACACGGCAAUGAAGACACAACACAGCCUAAAUUAAUUAAUUAAUUAAUUUAAAAAAAUAGACUCCCCACCUUGGUGGACGCUGAGCUUUAAUUUCAUUCCUCCUUACCCUACAGAGUUCUCAUAAUGAAAUUCAAGUUUGCCCAGAUUGGCAAAUACCCUCAGAGCAAAUUUGACUUUCAUGUUUGCUUACCUGUCCCAAUUCCUGAAUUCCUAUAGUCUUUGGUCUCCUACCUCUUAUCUUGUCAUCUCUUCUGUGCUUUCAAGAAUAUUUUUAAACUAUUUUAUACAGCAGUUUUUAGUUGUUGGGGUUUUUUUUUUUGGCAGCAAGUUGGCCCCAAUAACCUUAGCAAUCAGAAGACCCUCUGCUUUAUCUUUUCUUCCUUUUUAUUGAUUUCUGUUCUUUUAUAUAUUUUCUCCCUCCUUUGUUUUUUGUUCUUAUCCUUGGUUGUUUUUUUUUUCCCCCUUACUUCUUGGGUUGAAUGCUUAGUUCAUUAUUGCCUUUUCUUUUUCCAUGAUAAGGCUAUUCUAUUCUAAGUUUCUAAAUUUCCCUUAAAGUACGCCUUUCAUUGUAUUCCUUAAGUUUUGGUAUGUAGUGGAGGAGUGAUUGCUCAAAGCCUAAUUGUCUUCAUCAACUCACCCCAGCAGGGCUAUUGCGCUACCCUGAUUUUUUUCCUGUGAUACCUGUACUCAAUGUCUGGAUAAUGCGGCCAAUUUUCCCCAUCAGGGGGCAGCAAUGGUUGCCCAAAGCAAUGCUGGAAGAGAUAAGAGCAUAAUUUAAACUAACUUUUUCUGGGACUUCCCUGGCAGUCCAGUGGUUAAGACUCCACGCUCCCAAUGCAGGGGGCCCAGGUCUGGGAACUAAGAUCCCACGUACUGCAGCUAAGCCCACGUGCCUCAACUAGAGAAGCCUACAGCCAAAAAUAAAUAAAUAAAUUUUAAAAAUAUGUAAACUAAGUUUUUCUAUUCAGUGUUUUUCAAUACUGCCUACAUAUGAAAAUCACAGGGAGGUUUUUAAAAAUACUGAUACCUGGGUCCUACCCAGAGAAUGUUCUAAUUGGUGUGGGGUGCUGACUUUCAGUGACUGUAAUGUGAAGCUGGCAUUGAGAGCCACUUCUCCAAUUUAUCUGCUCACUGCCACCAAGGCCCAGACUUCAUCUCCCUCCUCCCCACUCACACUCCCAAUUAAUUUUAAACAGUCUUCUGCCUUUCUCAAAGCUGUUAUUGCCUGGUUUCCGUGUUUCUCUCUAUUGUUUCUCCAAGUGAAUUUGGGGAAGGAGGCAGAAACCCUGGUAAUUUACCACAUUGGCAGGAAUCAGAAUUCUCCCCCAUGUUAUUUGUCUUCACAGGAGGUCUCAGCAUGAGACGGCAGCACUGGUGUGGGAUGACUGCCAAAAUGGGCUCCAUGUUAUCAGGGGUCUUUACCAUCAUGGCCAUCGACUUGUACCUCAUCUUCGAACAGAAGUACUUAAGGAGAAGCAAUUGCACUGAGCUUACCCCACAGACCAAGAGUACAAGUAUCCUGAUAAAACAGUUCAUGAUCUGCUGGAGUUUGACUAUCGUCUUCUUCCUAUCUUUCAUCACCAUCAUCAUCUGCUUCUUGCUCCUAUACUCAGUAUAUGCCCGUAUGUACAAGGGCCUGGUGAUCUACAUCAUCUGGAUCUUUUUCUAUGAAACUGUAAACAUUGUAGUACAAACGCUUACCAAUGAUGAUUCUAACAUUGGAGAGGUCAGAAUCAUGCGCUGGUUUGGUUUGGUGUCCCGUAUAUUGGUGCACUGUUUUUGGAUGUACUUUGUCAUCACCUAUGCCUACAUGAUCUACGAAAACCAAAGCCAGGGCAAUAUCAUUUCCUACAACAGACGUAUUUCUACAGGCAGUGAAUUCCCACGGCGGAAAUCAAAGAUAAUACACUUUACCCACCGGCCACUAUAGUGAACGACGUUGGCCCUUUUCCGUGAUAGGCAGAUCUCCCAGGUUCUCAUGGUAGUUCAGUUUCCAUCUCUUUCACUUUUCAGCAAGCAGAGACUCUACUG
Messenger RNA from Aethalodelphis obliquidens (Pacific white-sided dolphin), 2054 nucleotides. It is a transcript of the gene TMEM217, whose product is annotated as transmembrane protein 217. Lineage: Eukaryota; Metazoa; Chordata; Mammalia; Artiodactyla; Delphinidae. The record is from RefSeq and is a predicted model, not a curated record. The transcript has a single exon. Bases 1351 to 1953 code for a protein of 200 amino acids.